AUGAUUUUUACCGAAACAGCAUUUUGUGGCCCAGGCCCCAUGCUGUCCGUAGCUGUUUUCCUCUCUGAUACCAGCCAGGUGGCCCCAUCCCUUUCACUCCCCUCCUCACCCCUUCACAUGACUUCAGCCUUUGGAUUCUCAGCCCCUGGCUGCUUUCCACAUUCCACUGCUCUUUCAGAACCCAGGCAUCCCGACCUCCAGCUGAAACCGCUGCAUGUGGCUCCCCCACCCUGGCCCCGUGACUCAGGCCUUCUGAAGGGACCAGCCCUCUUCUUGGCACUCACCAGGGAGGGGAGCAGGGGAAGGGGGGCCAGGUGGUGA
Messenger RNA from Rangifer tarandus platyrhynchus (Svalbard reindeer), 321 nucleotides. The record is from the annotation of a GenBank genome assembly. Lineage: Eukaryota; Metazoa; Chordata; Mammalia; Artiodactyla; Cervidae.